Messenger RNA from Centropristis striata (black sea bass), 1773 nucleotides. RefSeq lists its product as uncharacterized. Lineage: Eukaryota; Metazoa; Chordata; Actinopteri; Perciformes; Serranidae. Bases 16 to 1299 code for a protein of 427 amino acids. The record is from RefSeq and is a predicted model, not a curated record. The transcript is spliced from 4 exons.
AAUGUUUAACGCAACAUGUUAUGUACCUACAGCGCUGCUUUACUCACCUGUUAUUCCGUUUUCAGCGACCAAGAGCACGAACACACCUCCUCUUCUGUUACGAGAGACGAGGAAUCCUUCAAGGAGCUGUUCUCUGUGGCUCGGGACGCCAGCAUCAUUCCUGAUAUCUCCUUGGAUCCCGUCCUCGCCACCUUCCUCUCGCUGGAUUCCUCAGCCUCUCUGCAGUAUCAAUAUGACUUCUUACAGCGCAGCAUGAACGUGGAGCAGCAGGCCGCUUUCAACCUCAGUGUGACUGAAGAGCUGAGAGGCAGCAGCAGGGUCACCUGUGGAGGAGUCGGGGUUGUUGCUCUGGCUAUGUCUUUGCUUUUUGACCUGGUUUCCCAACAAGUCCGAUCACAAGGAUCCACAGUCCCAUCAGCCCAGAGACCCCAGGUCAAGAGCAUUUUUGGCAUCAGCAGUUCUUCAAGAAUUGGUUGGAUCAUCUACAGUUAUCUCCGCCUGAUCCCCGGCAUGGCCAACGACCAGGAGAAGCUGGCCGAGACCACGGAGCUCCACGACAACUGGCUGAAGCUUGAGCUGAUUGACCAUUAUGAAAGGAUGACCACGAAGAAGAGGAUGAGCACAGUGUCCAUGCAGGAGUGGCUGGCAGGAGCUGCUUUUCAUCUACACAUGAGGAUACACCAGGUUCGUCUGCACUCUGUGCCUCAGGGAUCAGCUGAGUCUCUGCGGCUGUCUUAUAAGACGGCAGUAGGUCGCCUGGUUCAGGGCUACACCGUCUAUCUGCACAGAAACGUCAGGGAGACUCCAGCAACCCGGAAACCUGGAACCAAGACAGCAGGCGGACCAGGACAAACAAACACAUCUAGCAGGACCAAUAUGACCUGCUCAAGUGAUCAGAUUUUUAAUGAAAGUCUGGUUGAUAUCUCUGAUGAUAAAUUUAAUGAAACCACAAUGCCCAAUUCAACUGCUGAAGCCUGUAAAUCAAACAGAUCCGGUGAAGACUUUGGACUUAAUGUGUCCAACAGAAGUGUUGAGACUCAAGAUGUAAACAGAGAGACACUCAAUAAUACGGCCGUAUAUGAGGACGUUCAGGGUGUGUUGGUUAUUGAACCAUUGAGGAAUGUGAGUCACAAUGUGCAGCAUCACCCCUGUGAGUCUCCGGCCAUACAACAAGCCUUGGUGACGCAGAUAAUGAAUGCUCAGGACCUGGAGAGGAACAGGAACUUCUUCCUCCACCCUGAGAAACUCUUCCACAGCCUGCUCAAGCAGAGGGACGACUUUGUGCUGAAGACAAACUAGACACAGUGGUAGAGAGCAACUAAAUAUGAUUACUCGAGUACUUUGCUUAAGUACAAAUAUGAGAUUCUUGUGGUGCACUUGCAUGUUUUUAUGCACUGUUCACCCCUCUACCGCACAUUUAUAUGAAUAGAUUUUAUAUAUGUAGAUUUCAUCCUUAUGUAUUAACUUCUGCUUAAAAUAAAAUGGAACAAUGUAGACAUACAUUUACAUUACAGUGACAAAGCCAAACAGCAAGUGGAAGGACAUUAAAGCACAUUUAAAACACAGUCACACAACAGGUUACCCCACAUGAUGUUAACCUGGCCCCAGGAUAUGAAUACUGUUCCAGCUAUAAACUCCUGUUUAUGCAUCACAUGACAUCACCAAAAUAUGUCUCACAAUAUUGCCGUUUAUUUUUAAUUUUUAAAGAAAUCUUGCAAUAAGUUCUGUUUUGGUAACAGUGAGGUUGAAAUUAUAUGAUGAUUCUUUUAAGAA